Molecule: messenger RNA, 2885 nt
Organism: Dermacentor andersoni
Lineage: Eukaryota; Metazoa; Arthropoda; Arachnida; Ixodida; Ixodidae
Source: RefSeq, a predicted model, not a curated record
GCAACCCUCGACCUUGCGGUAGCAGCAGAGCAUCAUAUAUCGAGGACUGUGUUUUUUUCUAGAAUUUCACUCAUUACGUGAAAUGAAUUUACAAAUUGAGCGUAUAACCGCAAGCAGCAUUUCGCUGUUCCAACGCCACGGGAUCCAAAAAAUGCCUCGUCAGCAGUGUAGCCGUUAACUUCUGAUACACAUCGCUAAGCUUUUCUUUAAGAGUGAAUCGAUUAAUCUCUCUAAAUUGAUAAACUUUCUUUAUUUAUUAUUUUUUUCAUUUUACAUUUUGAUCCUUUACUAUCGGUCGAAGGUAGAAAACUGUGCGCCUUCAUGCACACACUGGCGCUUAGUAGGCUAUAAACGGUGUCCUGAAAGCAUAAAUUUCCUGUUACGGAACAAUAUGCGAGCCACGUUCCUGUUUUUAAACUCGUUCGGUUGCCACAACUCGUAAAUCAACGCCAGUCAUUGUCGUGUAUAGAUGCUGCAGGUCGGUAGUCACGUGACAGCCAAUGAAACACCCAAAGAAUGACGCGCGUGUCACUCUAACAGCUGACCUCGUGACCCUACAAAAUUUGAUUACGUAUCAACAACUUAACCGCAAGCCUUUAUGUGCGGUUCGAAUUCACGUUCAGCGGAGGGGUGUAAAUGGGCGACGCAAAUUGAAGCACCCACGGCAAAUACAUACACCGACGACAGACCGUCGACGCAACGCGGACGUCCGUACCCCCUCAAGAAUUCCCGCAGUUUUUCAGAGAUCUUGAUCUUCUUGCAAAGGUGAAAUCGCUGGUUCGGGGAUGAUUCCCUCUACAUGCACACGGGACCCCAGUCGCGUGUGUCAUCUGUUGCGACACCUGACAGCCUGCAACAAAGUAUUGUGGCACGCGGGCCUUCAGCUCGGAGAAUAUUCUCGCAACGAGCUCGGAGACCUAAGCGUCGUGAUGGUGCCAGGCAUUUGCCUCGGAUUCCCACAUUGCGAAUUGUGCACCCACAACAAAGAAACAGCCCUCUCCCUCUUACGAUGGCUUCUCAAAUGGCACCGAUGUAUUGUCUCAGUGGCGGCGAACUACGGUGCCGUGAACACAGGAGGACUGGUCGAAGCCCUGGAAUCCUCGUCGAGACUCGAGAGGCUCACCCUAUUCGGCAACGCAAGCGACCAACUGGAAGUCUUCGAGCAGUUGGCCAAAUCCGGUGACGAACACCUCUUCCAAAAUGGCCAUGCGUGUUCUGUGGACCGAAUGAAAAUUCCCGCCCACUUGCUGGAAAAAGACGGCGCGGGACUGGUCUCACUGGACGUAACGGCGCUGAAGCUAAGCGUUGUCAUGGCUAAGAAGCUCAUCGAUGCUCUUCUCAAGAACAACACCAUCACGGAACUGGCUGUCGGAGGUUGCUUCUUUGUUUCAGGCCCCCUCGAAGCUGCAUCGGUGUGGUUCGCGGAAUAUCUGGUCAAGAACAACGGGACGCUGCGAAAGCUCAAUCUGACAGAACACCAGCUUGUGUUCGCAACCGCGGCGUUGCAGACGCUGGCACAAGGCAUCCGCACAAUGACGACUUUGGAAGAUCUAUUCGUGGAAGGCCAGGCCGCGAGCCAGGAUUGCGCGCUGUUCUUGGAAGUCGUAGCCCAUAGCCCGUCUCUGCGAAGUGUGAGCUUGCUGCUCGAUAUAAGUGACGAAGACUUCGUUACUCCGCAACCGGUUGAAAGCGUCGACGCACUCGACUUUCCUACUUGGGUGUCAGCGUUGCAGGAAAACAGCACGCUAGAGCAUUUAGAGCUUUACUUAACGUGGUCCACCAGCGAAGACUGCUGCCUUUUGCUCGAAGCACUUGCAAACAACCACCCCCUUCAAAGCUUGACCUUGCAAAGCGUUCCGAGCGAUGGUGGUCUUCAAGAAGUUUGUCGCAUAAUACGGGAUUGUGGCCUUGACGCAAGGGUGUGUAUCAAAGACUAUGCCGUUCACCCUCGGGACGUUCCGACGGUUUCUGCUUGUCAUGUAGUGACAUCUGUCAUGGUCAAUUCCUUUUACUUCCUACAAGACGUCGCUGCUUUGAGCAACGUGUUUAACGUCAUUGCUACUUGCCCUCACAUAACAUCAGUUCGCGUGUUUCUUCAUUUCUUCGACAACGACACGUUUGCAUCGUUAGCUGCGUACAUUACGGGAUCAAUCUCCAUCAAGGAAGUUCGGCUAAUUAUCGAAAUUUAUGACUCUGGCUAUGAAGGGGACGAAAUACAUCAUGAGGACGAUGAGUCUCUACCUCAGUCGUUAUCUAACUUGUGCGAAGCACUGUCUUCGAAUGAUAGCAUCAGCCAUAUCUACCUGGACUCGACGAUCGAAUUGCGCGACAAAGAUAGUCAAAUGCUCGCCGACGCCGUUUUGAACAACCGACAGCUUUACGAGCUCAUUCUCCCAGCCGUCAGAGGCAGUUCUGUCCCUGUAUUUCUGGGGCGUCUUCUGUCGCGAUUAGCUGAAAACUACAACCUACUUUACCUGGAGAUUCCCUUCUGCUUGCAGCACAGCGACAAGAUGUGCGCUGCUCAGGACGUUGCGCGGCGUAACUGCGGCCUCGUCCAGCGAGCGACCAGGUUCGUGAUGGGAGACCGAGGCCCAGAAUGCGCACGCCCCUUCGAGCUCCUCUCGGAGCAACCGGUACUCAUCGAGAGUGUCCUGCGUGAGGUGACCGGGACUAAGAAGUACGAAGCCGUUGCCAUGGUCAAGAAAGCCCGCCAGGUUCUGCGCCACGCUGACUUGCACACUUACAUGAGGUUGACGGGCGUCAUCCAGGAAAGGGUUGAGUGCGAGGUCCAAGAAGACAGUAGCACGCAGUUGGACCAGCUGAACUACUACUGCUGUCUGCACAUUGUCCGGUACCUGAAGUUAGUGGACGUCGUGGAACCUUGA